CUUAAACUUAAACUUAACUUAAAAACUUAAACUUUUUUUUUAACCCUGCCUACAGGUAAUGACUUCUAGAGUGUACCUGUAGUCACCACCUAGGUAUCUAGGUACCGAAUGUACUUGUCGGAGGCUAUUUACAGCAACGAGACAGCUCUUGGCAUCCGUCCGUCAUCCGGUCGGUGGCCGACUUCCACUCCCUCGCCAAUAGCCUAUACGAACCAGCUCAAACACGAUACUGCGCAGCACAGACUGACUCUCCGUCUUCAAAGCUGAACCGCCCCUGUCUGAUGCGACGAACUGUGUGGAUCGGCUGAGAGACGUUCAGCCUCCACCCGCGCGGCAUCCUGCACAAUACAAUACAUAAGUCUAUGCUAGCCCUUUUACUUUCCAGCCAGUCCGAUUCGGCAAGUUAGAUCUUUUCGUUUAAAAACGCCUGCGUCGACCCGAACCCCAUCGCCCAUUCCCUCACCAUGUCACCUCGUCCUCUCGGAAAGGGGCUGUUAGGAGGAGACGAGUCUCCAGCUCAAGUUCGUAGCCCUCGUACUUGCGUCAUCAGUAUGCCUUCGACCCGGUCUUUCGUCCUCACCAUACUCCUGGGCUUGUUCGUCGCCGUCGGGCUAGCAAAUGCCGUCUUUCAUCAACGGUCUCCCGAACAGGACCCUGCUGAGGGCGCCGACCGUCUUGUCGGGCAUCAGGAUGACUCGAAUUUCUCUCGUUUGCUGAGCUCGGCUUCACCCCAGGCUCUGCACGAGUUCCUUCACGCCUACCUCCCGGGCACUUACAAACACGGUGUCUACGAUUCCGACCAGUCGGCCUUGGAGGUCAUCCAUGCAAACGAUCCGGAACUAGCAACAUCUAUCGUUCAGUUAGCAAAAAGACAGCAGUCCGCAAAUGAUACGGCCGUCUCCACAACCAGUGCUGCGAGUACGGACUCCGGGACUGUCGUCACCACAACUACUCCAACUGAAACUAGCACAGUCGAUCCCCCUUCUUCUCCCUCUUCCUCUUCCCCUGCCACAUCUCCUGAUGCAACUACGCCACCCCCCCAGACGACGACAACAGACGUAGGAACGACUACUACUUCUACCCCGACCAGCACGUCACAACCCAGCUCGCUUACUCUGCCCACGACCUCUGAAUCAGCCGAUGGGUCUAGUCUUUUUGCAUCGACUUUGACGACUGCGACGCCCUCUAGCAGCGGCUCAACGCGGCCAACUAGGGUGUCCACGUUCACCUCCACGCUGCCUGGGGGGGCCGUAACCACCAUCACUUCGGUUGAAGUCGUUACCCCCGGGCCCGAAGAAGCUACUACAACUUCCGGCUCAUCGGGAAGUUUGCAAUCCGGCUUCGCCGCCCCGCUAGCCAGACGACGCGUGGCAGAAGUUGUUAUCGGUGCAAUUAUUGGAGGAGCAGUUCUUGUUUGACGAUUGCGUUUCAUGUCAAUUUGGAAUUUGGCGUUAAGCAUCAACUGAGUGGGGGCAUUUAUACAACGGCGCCGGCAGUGCAUACACGAAAAUAUGAACGGCAUUUACAUUCCUUUGAAUCUUGGUAGCAAACUUGGAAUAGAGCAAUAUCAGCUAGUGUCCUUGCAAGCUCAUGCGGGUCCCGAUAGAUGUAAUGAAGAUUGCGGAUUUAUAUUUCCACGGAGGGUUGGUUCAUGGUACUGGCUAAGGGAAAUUGGAAGACGAUGCCUAGGGAUCGCACAAGUCCUAGCGAGGAAUUUGAUAGAAGUAAUGAUGAUGGCCUCAACCCUGGGAAAUGGUCCUUAGUAUUGUUUGGCGUCGGCCCGAAGGGUCCCCCCUCGCCGACACUGUAGGUAACUAGAAUACAAGGCGAGGCCCUCCCGGGCGGAAGCUCGCCACGCACCCAAGUAAAAAUAAUUGUAAGAGUCAUGUCCAUUGAUUCCGCUGGUACGAGGCGGCAAGUGAACGACAUGACCAUAAGAGAGGGAUGUCGAGGCAAUGAAGAAUAAAUUAGAUUCCCGUUGGCGGUCUCGGCGGGCACUGCGCUGGACGAUUUCCUCUGAGACGCACAAAACAACCUGCAAGGUAACGACACAUUCUCUUCUGCACAGUCGGUUUU
Durotheca rogersii is the source of this 2076-nucleotide messenger RNA. RefSeq lists its product as uncharacterized. The coding region runs from base 465 to 1418 and encodes 317 amino acids. The transcript is spliced from 3 exons. The record is from RefSeq and is a predicted model, not a curated record. NCBI's taxonomy places the organism in Eukaryota, Fungi, Ascomycota, Sordariomycetes, Xylariales, Xylariaceae.